CGGCGGGUGAUUGACAGCGGCGGCGCGCGUCGCCCUGGCAACGGGGGCCGAGGGAGGCGGCGGCAACGGAGGCGGCGGAGGACAAGUGAAGAUUCGGAUUUGAUAGCCCGCAAAAAUGUAAUUCUGGAGAGGUUUUCUGGCCUGAUCAAAUCCCAGCAUGUACAGACCAGGAGAGAAGCCGAAACGGCGGCUGCGCGCUCACAGCUCCAGCAUCCGAAAUGUCGAAAUUGCCCGAGGGAGAGCGGGAUAUGGUUUUACUCUUUCUGGCCAAGCUCCCUGCGUGCUGAAUUCUGUUUUAAAAGAGCCUGCAGAUUACGUGGGGCUGAAGGCAGGGGAUAAAAUCUUUGCCAUCAAUGAAAUUAACGUGAAAUGGGCCUCCCACGAAGACGUAGUGAAGCUGAUCGGCAAAUGCUCUGGGGUUUUGCACAUGGUCAUCGCCGAAGGCUACGGUCACGCGGAAGCUGGUUCUAGCGAGGACGAAGAUGGUCUUCAUGACGGGAAGGGGUGGCCAAAGACCAAGCUUGACCUGAAAGGCCCGGGGAUAAACCGGGCGGUGAAAGUGGUCGAGGAAAUGCAAUCCGGCGAAAUUUUCAACAUGAUCUUCGAAAAUGCCAAUAUUUCUGCUGGCGAUACGCAGGCACCAAAACCAAAAGAAAGGUCCGUUCACGAGGGGGCCAAGUUGGAAAUAGAACCUCCUCCCGAGAGCGAUCAACCCCUCGCACCGUACAACGAGGAGCGGCCCCAGGUCUUAAAUCACGACUCGGUUUUUCGAGGUGGACCAGAGGACCCAGAAUGCUGCGGAAUUGACGCGAGCAUUUUAAACGUUGCCAUGGUGGUGGGCUACCUGGGAUCGAUCGAACUUCCUUCUUCCAGCUCAAAUCUGGAGUACGACAGCUUGCAGGCCAUCCGCGGCUGCAUACGCCGCCUUCGGGCCGAGCAAAGGAUCCAUUCGUUGGUGGCCAUGCAGAUCAUGCACGACGCCAUUCAGCUGCGCACAAACCCGGCCGUCGUGAUUGCCACCUACCCGGCCGAGAAACUGGCCUUCAGCGCACUCUGUCCCGACGACAAAAGGUUUUUUGGACUGGUUACCAUGCAGAGCGUUGAGGAGGCGAGCUUAACUCCGGAGGACGAAGCGGUCUUGAGGACAUCCUGUCACGUCUUUAUGGUGGAUCCGGAACUCUUCAGUCAUAAAAUUCAUCAGGGUAUCGCCCGACGGUUCGGAUUGGAAUGCACAGCCGAUCCGGACACCGACGGUUGCCUCGAGUUCCCCUUGUCGUCUCUCCCGGUCCUUCAGUUCGUCUCCGUCCUGUACAGGGACAUGGGGGAUUUCAUCGAGGGGGUGAGGGCCAGGGCCUUCCUGGAUGGAGAAGCGGAUGCCCAGCGGAACAACAGCAUGAGCAGCAACAGCGACAGCGGGAUCGGAAACGUCAACCAGGAGGAAAAAAGUCGGGUUUUAGUCGUUGAUUUGGGAAGCAACUCCAACAAACACACUCUUGGCAAUCUACAGGGCAGUCCAAUAAACAGAGCUCAAAAUACCCACUGGAGUUUUGGUCCCGAACAAGAAAACGUCGGAUUGGGGCCCGCAUUCCAGAAUGACAAAUCUCAAAACCUAAGUAAAUUUCUGGCGUCUUCAGCUCACGUUGACAUUCCGGGCACUUCGUCCAAAACCUCAGGGCCCCCGGGUCAGAAGAACCCGGGGGACCAUCAGAGGUGGUUGCCCGCUCACGUCCUGAAGGACUGGCAGCACGGAUGCCUGAGCGACCAAGAGUCGUACACGGAUUCUACCGACGGCUGGUCAAGCGUCAACUGCGGGACGCUUCCGCCUCCCAUGAGUAAUCCCGCGGACAGAUACAAGGUCAGCGGCAGCUUUGGUCAACCUCAUCUCCUGUCCCCAAAGAAAGAAGUGGCGGAGACAGAAUUUCAGAGGGAGGAUCGCUUGGAUUCUCGACACGGCUUCAGAUCACCCAAAGAAGACAGGAAGGGCGCAAAAUUCGGACCCGCUUUCGGAUUGGUUCAACUCUUCCAUCACUCCUCUUCGGCUCGGCGAUCAUUUGGGCGCUCCAAGAGAUUCAGCGUUACCCGAUCGCUUGAGGAUCUUGAGUCUACAACUGUGUCUGAUGGAGAGCUGAAUCACAGUGACUUGAAAGAUGGCGCCAGUGACACCAGCCUCAGCAGCAAUGCCAGUCUGCCCAGUGUCCAGAGCUGCCAACGACAACGAGAAAGAAGAGUUGCCAGUUGGGCUGUUUCCUUUGAGCGUCUUCUUCAGGAUCCCCUUGGUAUUCGAUAUUUCUCUGAUUUUUUACGGAAGGAAUUUAGCGAAGAAAACAUCCUGUUUUGGCAAGCCUGCGAAUAUUUUAAUCACAUACCAGCUCACGACAAAAAGGAGCUUUCAUUCAGAGCGCAGGAGAUUUUUAAUAAAUAUUUAUGCAGCAAAGCUACGACGCCAGUCAAUAUCGACAGCCAAGUCCAGCUGGCGGACGAUGUCCUGACCGCACCGCAUCCGAACAUGUUCAAAGAUCAGCAGCUUCAGAUUUUCAAUUUGAUGAAAUUUGACAGCUACGCACGCUUUCUGAAGUCUCCGUUUUACCAAGAAUGUGUUUUAGCCGAAGUGGAAGGCCGUCCGGUCCCCGAUCUGCAAUGGGUCCCAAGCAGCCCUACGCUGAAGUCCAAUAUCAGUCCUGACAUGUUCGGUGUUUCCUCUCCGAGAAAGUUAGGCGGAAAAGCCAAGUCUGGGCGCUCCUUGAAUGAAGAAUCUGGAGAAGAAGAUGGCGAGAAAAAGAAAAAAGGAACUUUUUUUUCCUGGUCGAGGAGCAAGAGUUUGGGGAGGUCACAGAAGAAGAAGGAGAACGGCAGUUGCCUCAAAGAGUCUUCUCAGCCUGGUGGGCUCUCCUACAGACAUAAAUCACAAGAUUCUUUGUCUUCGGCUGCGAGUCUGGAGAUGGGCGAGCCCUGCCAGCCAUCGGGACCUCCCACGGCAAAAGAGAAGCCCCCCAAGUGUUGCCAUGUCCACCUGCCCGAUGGCUCCACUUCCAUCAUGCCCGUCAGAGGCGGGUUCUCCAUCAAAGAGGUGCUGUCCGACUUCUGCGAAAGGCAACGUAUCAACAUGGCUGCCGUCGACCUCUUUUUAAUCGGCGGAGAUAAGCCACUCGUACUGCAGCAGGACAGCAGCAUUUUGGAUUCUCAAACUCUUCGCUUAGAAAAAAGGACGUUAUUUCGGCUCGACCUGCUCCCUAUAAAUAGAUCGGUUGGUUUAAAAGCUAAACCCACCAAGCCAGUCACGGAAGUUCUGCGUCCGGUCGUUGCAAAAUACGGAUUGAAUCUUAAUAAUCUGGUGGCCAGACUAAACGGGGAGCAAGACCCCUUAGACCUCGGGGCGCCCAUCUCCAGCCUUGAUGGACAGAGGGUGAUUCUGGAAGACAAGAUUUUGAAAAAGGGGAAAGACAAGGGAAAAGGAGCCUCCUUAAAACACAGUGCGCCUGUAACUACUAAUGCAGGAAACCAAACACUCACAAAUUUUUCGAACUCAUAUCCAAAGUCCAGAGUAACCGAGCCGACGACCAACGAGGGUUGCUGCGAAAAGAAGACCUGGUUUUGCCCGACUUCCUUCAAAUGCCACCAUGCCAGAUGGGCGUUUGCACAUCUGUCCCCAGGGAUGCUACAGGCACUUCUCCGAGGACGCCCCAUCCUGACGGCCAGGAGAAAAGGAGCCAGGAGGACAGGAGAUGCCCACAAACCCCAAGCGACUCGGCAGCCGGACAAAGAGGUCCAGAGAAGGCUCUGGGGGUGCCCGUGGCCCUCAACCAAGCGGCCAACGGUGGCACCGGCCCUGGCACUGCCCCCCGCCCUCCGAAUCUGCUUCUGCAGGGCAACCACAGGUGGGAAGAAGAGGUGGAGACAAUGGAGGAGGAGGAGGAGGAGGGGAAGACGUCCUGGCAGACGUGACCCUUGUGCCCGAGGGGGACAUCGCCAGCCCCCCAAACCGCAGGCUGACCCUCCCCGAGACGGGAAGUCCCACCGAGACCAAAAGCGCCUCCGAGAAAUUCAGACCAGGUGUGCUCCCUAAGCCUAGAACCCACUCCCGAGGAAGCGAGGGGAGCCUUGACGACCCAACCUCCCCAAACCGUCGUCGUGACUUCAACCCCGCCGGGAUCCGAAAGGAAACUUGUAGGCCUGAACUCCCGAUCCGUUGCGUCAUCGAUGUGGACAGUGUUACGACAUCGCCAGGCCCGCGGUGGUCUUCUCCCGAACCGGAGAGCCAUGUCCUUUGUGACGGCGGCGUCUCGGAGCUCAGGGCCGGCCAGCCGAAAAGACAAACGAGAACUCAAAGGACAUCCAACCUUCCCUCUGUCCCUGCGGCCGGGAGUGCGGAGAACGAGGGUCCUUGUAAGGCGACUUUCGUUUGAAAGUCUGGAGACGACAACUCCUGGGGCUUUGGCUACCUGUGGCAUUCACCUGUGGAGCCACGGUGGCGCAGUGGUGGGAAUGUGGUACUGCAGGCUACUUCUGCUGACUGCCGGCUGCCUGCAAUUUGGCAGUUUGAAUCUCACCAGGCUCAAGGUUGACUCAGCCUCCCGUCCUUCUGAGGUCAGUAAAAUGAGGCCCCAAAAUUGUUGGGGGCAAGAUGCUGACUCUGUAAACUGCUUAGAGAGGGCUGUAAAGCCCUGUGAAGCGGUAUAUAAGUCUUAAGAGUUAUUGCUAUUCGAGUAGCGAAUACUCUGGGCAGCCCAACCGUCAUAUUGUUAUCUUCCUUCCUUCCUUCCUUCCUUCCUUCCUUCCCUUCCCUUCCCUUCCCUUCCCUUC
Molecule: messenger RNA, 4800 nt
Organism: Pantherophis guttatus
Lineage: Eukaryota; Metazoa; Chordata; Lepidosauria; Squamata; Colubridae
Source: RefSeq, a predicted model, not a curated record